Messenger RNA from Serendipita indica DSM 11827, 612 nucleotides. The record is from the annotation of a GenBank genome assembly. Lineage: Eukaryota; Fungi; Basidiomycota; Agaricomycetes; Sebacinales; Serendipitaceae.
AUGAGCAACCUCGAGAAGACAUUGUUUCAGCUCAAGUUCACAGCCAAGAUGCUGUCAAAGCAGUCCAGUAAAGCCCUCAAAGACGAGAAGACUGAGAAAGCCCGCUUGAAGAAGGCGCUCACCCAAGGAAACACUGACGGCGCGCGCAUAUACGCAGCCAACGCCAUUAGAAAGAAGAACGAAGCCCUCAACUUGCUGCGACUGGCUAGCCGAAUCGACGCAGUAGCCAGCCGUGUUGAGACGGCAGUGACAAUGAAGUCGGUGACCGGGAAUAUGACCUCUGUCGUUCGCGGAAUGGAUAGAGCCAUGGAGAGCAUGAACCUAGAGCGCAUCUCCCUCGUGAUGGACAAGUUUGAAUCUCAGUUUGCCGACCUCGACGUACAGACAUCCUAUAUGGAAGACACGAUGCAAUCGACUACAGCAGUCACUACGCCACAGGACCAAAUCGACGAGUUGAUGCGACAGACUGCGGAAGAGGCUAAUAUUGAGCUUCAACAUAAUCUUGGGGAGCACAGCGCCAAACUCCCCGAGCCGGGAAUCGGUGAAUCGAAAGUCAGAGAGGAGAGUGGUGACCUUGCUGAACGACUGCGCGCCCUCCGACCAGCUAGCUAA